CAAUAGCGUGCUUCGGCUGAAAAUCAGCCACUGGAAAAGGAAGCGGUUGAAGUGAUAGACUGCAAAUAAUUAAGUCAUCACUAUUCUGUUUUGGGACCUUGUGUUCAACAAUCGUAAGACGCACUGUUCCAGCACCAGAGGAUACGGACACAAGCAGUUGAGCAAAGUGAAAGGUGAUCGUAGGAACUAAGUUAGAUGAGCGACUAAAAGAUGUCGUGGCACACGGAACUGUUGCUAAGUCUGGUUUUGUUGUCAUCCGUUCCAUCCGAGGCCAAAAAUGUGUUGCUUCUAUUGGCUGAUGAUGGCGGCUUCGAGAUGGGCGCUUAUCGGAACCGAAUCGUGCAAACUCCUUUCUUGGAUGCAUUGGCGAAAGAGAGUCUCAUCUUCAACAACGCGUAUGCUUCGGUAAGCAGCUGCUCGCCGUCACGCGCCUCAAUACUGACGGGCAUGCCGGAGCACCAAAAUGGCCAGUACGGACUGCACAAUGGGGUGCACAAUUUCAACUCCCUGCCGAAGGUACACAGCAUUUCAUCGGUGCUCGGAAAGGCCGGCAUACGAACGGGUUUGAUCGGAAAAAAACAUGUCGGACCGGAUGAAACGUACAAGUUUGACUACGAGCGCACCGAGGAACAGUACCCGAUCAAUCAGGUCGGACGUAACAUUACGCAGAUAAAGCUCUUCGUUAGAGAAUUUCUGCAUCAAACCAAGUCAACCAGCAACGAGCCAUUCUUCCUGAUGGUAUCGUUUCACGAUCCACAUCGAUGCGGUCAUGUAACGCCCCAGUAUGGUAGCUUCUGUGAGCGAUGGGGCUCGGGAGAAGAAGGAAUGGGCUUGAUUCCGGACUGGCAUCCGAUCUACUACGUGUGGGAUGAGAUCGAUCUACCGUACUACGUGCCAGACACGCAACCAGCUCGAUACGAUCUAGCUGCACAGUACACAACCAUCUCACGGCUUGAUCAGGGUGUUGGUUUGGUACUGAAAGAGCUGCGCGAUGCAGGCCUUGAGGACGACACGCUGGUCGUGUACACCUCCGACAAUGGACCGCCUAUGCCCGCGGCAAGAACCAAUCUGUACGAUCCAGGCAUGGCGGAACCAAUGUUCAUACGAUCACCAGAGAAGGGCGUUCGCCGCAACGAAGUGACGUACUCGAUGACAAGCCAUCUUGAUCUCGUCCCGACGAUCCUCGAGUGGUUUAACCUCACCCAUCCGCAGCCGACCACACUAACCGGGCGGAGUUUACUGCCGCUCCUGUUCCAAGAGCCAUCUAAUCAACCGGAUGAUGCUGUGUUUGCGAGUCAGAGCUUCCACGAGAUCACCAUGGCCUACCCGAUGAGAGCGAUACGGACGAAGCGCUACAAGCUGAUUCACAAUCUUAACUAUCAGCUACCGUUUCCGAUUGAUCAGGAUUUCUACGUGUCCCCCACGUUCCAAGACAUUCUCAAUCGCACACUCGCAAAUCAACCAGUUCCGUGGUACAAAACGCUUCGUACGUACUAUCACCGCCCCGAGUGGGAGUUGUACGAUCUGAAGAUGGAUCCGACCGAGUCGAGAAAUCUGUUCGGGAAGAGCAGCAUGAAGGACACAUUCCAGCAGUUGAGUGAACGUUUGCAGAAGUGGCUGGAAGUAACAAAGGAUCCGUUCCGCUGCGCUCCGGACGGUGUUCUACAGGACACCGGGGAAUACCUCAACAUUCCAACUUGUCUACCAUUAGGACAUUAGCAUGAAUAAGAAUUGCCGUAGUGGGUAGGAAAACGGUGCUAUUGCCGGUAAAAUUAUGCUGUCCUCAUACUCCCCAACCUAAUUAAUUUCUAUAUGCGCUGGUGCGUUGUUGUUUAAACGUUCAAUUCAAACGUAACCGCUUUUUGGCUCCGUGCAGACUUGCAUACGUAACAACGUACCUAAUUUAACAACAUGUGUUUAAUAUUAUUGGUAAAUGAACAAAAAUACUCUUAUACAAACAAAAAAUAAGAAAGUC
Anopheles coluzzii is the source of this 1975-nucleotide messenger RNA. It is a transcript of the gene Sgsh, whose product is annotated as N-sulphoglucosamine sulphohydrolase. Bases 211 to 1719 code for a protein of 502 amino acids. Gene Ontology annotation, molecular function: N-sulfoglucosamine sulfohydrolase activity. The transcript is spliced from 2 exons. NCBI's taxonomy places the organism in Eukaryota, Metazoa, Arthropoda, Insecta, Diptera, Culicidae. Gene Ontology annotation, biological process: glycosaminoglycan catabolic process; heparan sulfate proteoglycan catabolic process. The record is from RefSeq and is a predicted model, not a curated record.